Molecule: messenger RNA, 1287 nt
Organism: Fulvia fulva
Lineage: Eukaryota; Fungi; Ascomycota; Dothideomycetes; Mycosphaerellales; Mycosphaerellaceae
Exons: 1
Coding region: 1-1287 (428 amino acids)
Source: RefSeq, a predicted model, not a curated record
AUGCUAGCAGAACCGCCGGAUGUACAAGCAUUGCUAGAAAGCCUAGUGACAGGCGGGACGAUCCCAAAGGUCUGUCAGAUUCUCGAAGCCUGCAGUACGUCGACAGUGCAACCCAUUCUCGCGCGCGAUCGAUGGGACGACCUGUCGGAAAGAGACUUCCUCGCCAUCUCACCAGCACUCGUCUUAGCAUCAAACCUACUCACCUGCGACCGCAGUGUGCACUUCUGGCAUGCGGUAUCUUGGGGCAAUCACGAGCCUAGGGCUGACAACGUUAUGUUACAACGAGUUCAGAUCAACCCAGUGCACGAUACCAGUAUUCCUCUGCCCGCCUUCGAAAAAGGUAGAGCCCUGGAGUUUUUAAACGAGCUGUCGCUCGCAGUGAGGCUGCAUUUCGGCGAGCGAGUUGACCAUGAACCUCAAGGCGAGUGUUUCUGCGGCGCCAGCUUGCGUCAAAUCCCAGAGUUUUCAGAUGCUCCACGUCACCGAAGACGGAGCACCACCACUAUAGCCACCAAGGCUCUUGACCGCUUGAAGAACCGCAUAGCAAUGCCCCUGGGCAAUGUGGACGCCUCGCUGCGAGAUUGGUUCAACAUGGCUGUCACAUUCGUUCACGAAAUUGCCCACGCUGCAUCAUGCGCUAUACGCGGCGACAUGCCGGAGGCUUUCUUCGGGGACCAGACAUUUCGCGAGAUGGGCUUUGCGAUCACCAAGUGGUUAUUCGACGGCGAUCCCUCUAUCCGCCGACUCAAGACUGGCGAGGAAAUUAUGGCCAUACAGCCAAUCCCGGAUCCUUACAUGGUAAAGAAGUACCGAGAGGAACCUAGGCCAUUCCCACUUCUGGAAUCACUGACAUCCAGGAGUGAGCUGAUGGGCGUGAUUAGCGACGACUUCGUCAGAGCAAUGCAUCUACGAAGGACUUGGGAGAUAGACGUGCCUGCUAGUGGUUGCAGACUGCUUGCGCCGCCCGUGAGAGCCUGCACGUGCGACCGCUGUGCGGCUCUCGCAGUGAUGCAAGAGUCUGCAGACCUGACCUCUCAACCAGUCGCGCGCCCUAAAGCCAAUGUUCGUGUGGGUGUGCGAGAUCCAUCUCCCAGAGCUGGUGAGGUGAGACAUAAUGCGACCCGGGCAGAAGACCUCGGUGGGGAACGAGUGGAGAUGGAAGAGUGGAUGUUGUCGCUUGGCUAUCUGGACAUCGAAGACUUAGGAGAUGUGGAGAUGAUCGAGAUGGCACGUCGUGUGCGUGAUGGUAACGAGAGGCGGUACACGGGGUGUACAGCACUCGAGUGA